Messenger RNA from Acomys russatus (golden spiny mouse), 1012 nucleotides. It is a transcript of the gene Dusp14, whose product is annotated as dual specificity phosphatase 14. The coding region runs from base 53 to 649 and encodes 198 amino acids. Gene Ontology annotation, cellular component: cytoplasm. NCBI's taxonomy places the organism in Eukaryota, Metazoa, Chordata, Mammalia, Rodentia, Muridae. Gene Ontology annotation, biological process: protein dephosphorylation. Gene Ontology annotation, molecular function: MAP kinase tyrosine/serine/threonine phosphatase activity. The transcript has a single exon. The record is from RefSeq and is a predicted model, not a curated record.
CACUCUCUGGUCCCGCCCCCCCGAUGAUGCAAGUGUGACUGCUGGCAUCUUCAUGAGCUCCAGAGGUCACAGCACGCUCCCGCGGACUCUCAUGGCUCCUCGGAUGAUUUCCGAGGGAGACAUAGGAGGCAUUGCUCAGAUCACUUCCUCUCUCUUCUUGGGCAGAGGCAGUGUGGCCUCCAACCGGCACCUCCUCCAGGCCCGUGGCAUCACCUGCGUCAUCAAUGCUACCAUCGAGAUCCCAAACUUCAACUGGCCCCAGUUUGAAUAUGUUAAAGUGCCUCUGGCUGACAUUCCUCACGCCCCCAUUAGACUGUACUUUGACACUGUGGCUGACAAGAUCCACAGUGUGAGCAAGAAGCACGGGGCUACCUUGGUGCACUGUGCUGCAGGAGUGAGCCGCUCGGCAACCCUCUGUAUCGCGUACCUGAUGAAGUUCCACAAUGUGUGCCUGCUGGAGGCAUACAACUGGGUCAAAGCCCGGAGGCCCGUCAUCAGGCCUAACGUGGGUUUCUGGAGGCAGCUGAUAGACUACGAGAGCCAGCUCUUCGGGAAGUCCACGGUUAAGAUGAUACAGACACCCUAUGGCAUCAUUCCAGACGUUUAUGAGAAGGAAGCCCGACACCUGAUGCCUUACUGGGGGAUUUAGUGCUGGCACAGCCAGCAUCCACGGCCCCUCUGCAGUACCAGCAUCUGCCACACACCGUCUGCUCCGCUCUUCCUCUCUCUGGCUCACAUGCAAGUGUUUCUACACUGGGUGUUCAGAUUUAAGAGAGGCAGAGGGGAAACACAUACGUUUUUUAAGACUAGCAUUUUGAAAUAGUGACCAUGAAAAUCUCUAACUGGCCUUUAAUCAUUUUUAACAACCGGAACAGUGUAGGCUACUGUUCCUGCUUUCUUUCUGGCUCCUGCCUUUUGGGGCCUUGGGCAGGUGCAGGAAGAGCUCUUUGCAGAUAUUACUUUGGGCCCUGAUUAACCCUCUAAGAGACCAGCUUUGCUUAUGGCUGUCGGC